Molecule: messenger RNA, 5396 nt
Organism: Porites lobata
Lineage: Eukaryota; Metazoa; Cnidaria; Anthozoa; Scleractinia; Poritidae
Source: the annotation of a GenBank genome assembly
AAGUCACAAAAGGUUCAUCACUUGAAGUCGUUUGAAGAAUUCCUCGCUGAAAUUUGUGAAGAGUAUCACCGAGUAUCUAGAGCCAGAAUUUGUCUCAGUAAGCAGCUGCUGGCGAUUGAGGUAAGUUGUGUAAACUGAUAGCGACAAAAAAGGCAGAUAGAUUAAACUGUGAGCUGUUGAACCCCCCUGAAAGAAAAAGCGUUGUACCUCUCAAUUGUUUCUUGACGCCUACCGGCUACAAUCAUGAUUGUUUCUUAAAUGUCGUUGUGUGCAAUGGGCGAAAAAAGGCCUAUUUGUCAAGGUCAGCUUGAAGACAAAAGGAAAUCAUAACAAGCUCAACUUCGCAUCAUUUUUUCCCACUGUUAAAAAUUAGAAAUUUAAAAACGCAUGAAUUGUUUAUCGUGUCACACCCGUGUUGUCACUAUUGCCAGGGACGCGCCGUUUAGUGGAGGCUUUGAUAGAUUAUGCUAGCAUAAUUUUUGCCACAAUUUGUCAUUACGAGCAUAAUUAUUUUCAGAAACAAAGCACUGCUAAUUUGCAAUUUGGCUAGUUUUGCAACACAAAAUUGUCAUUUAAUGAUCAUACAAUCCUCUUUUGGCCCCAGAUCAGUGUUACAGGCAACGUUAGGUAUGAAAAUUAAUUUUUGUCUGCUUAUUUGCGCAUUCCUGGGACCAGGAUCCAACAGGAGGUGAUCCUGCAUAACUAGCUCUGUUACUCAAGAUAGCGUCUGCGUGCCGCUUGUCAUUUAUUGCCUGAGUUUUAAACAAGUUUUUAUAGCUCUCACCAAAAGUUGCAACCAAAAAGUUUGUGGUCAAAGUAGACUCCAACACACAGAGGAAACAAGCAACAACAUUGAAAGGGUCAUCAAGAGGAACAGUGGUGUCAGUUUUGAAAAAUAUCGAGGCCACCUGUUUUAUUGGAUGGAAAACUUGUCAUGAUUAGUUACGCCGGAAUAAGGCGUGAAUUUUUCUAACUAAUCAAAGGUACUACUUUCAACAGGUGCCAUGUGCUUCGUUAUAAACCUGGCGGUAGCUGAUAUGUUGGUUGGUCUUCAUUCUGUGAUUGUUUUAAUGGUGGAUUAUAACCCAGUUCGUUGCGGCUUUCUAAAAGUGUGCAAAUUUUCUCCGAAAAUAUUGUUUUUGAUGUUUUUCGUUUACGCUUUUUUCUCUCUCGCCUCCUUGACAAAUAUUACUAAGAUCUCUAUAGAGCGCAUGCGUGCAAUAUUUCGCCAACUCAAGCAUCGACGCCUCAAAAAGUGGGUCUUCAGAGCAACAAUUACCGCUCUUUGGGUUUUACCUACGAUGGUACUAAGUAUGACAGUUUUCGGCUUUGAUUCCGGUUCACCUGAGGUACUUGUUUUCUUCUGGCCAAUACCAAUGUACCAUUUUUUUUGUCUGUUCGUUGUUAUCUGAGUUUCGUGCACUUGUAUUAGAAUUAGAUUUGUGUGUUGAGCGAGUCCUCAGCACCAUGGUGCAGUCAAUAGGCAAAGAAAACUGAUUGUGACAUUGUUCAUUAUGACUGUGACAUACAACAACAACUUUAUUCUUUAUACAAAAAUACAAAAGUUGGAUGAUUUGCCCCGCUAAUGACAUGACUGCAUGGUUUGGCGUAUAGUGGUAAAAUAGAUGAACGAGCCCCGAGGCAAGACUUUCGCUAAUUACCGUUACUUUUUAUUGGAUCACUAGAACUGUGGGUAUUCUCUAAAAACGUUCAUUUCUUUCAUUUGCAACCAGAAAAUUAAUUUAAGCUGUUGUAAGCAUAACGGGAGGCCAUAGAUAUCGUCUCUCUUCCUCAAAUCUUUAUUACAUGUCAUAACAUGAAAUAAUUACACCCGAUUUUACAGCAAAACUAAAACGAGACAAAAACUGCAAUAAUUACUCACGCUCACCUUAGAAGCAGCUUCUGAUAGCGAGUACGUGAGGUCAGAAACCAUUCCUGUACUCUGCUGCAAAAGUCUGCAUGUUCAGCAUUCACUUUCGUUGAAUCCCGUGGGGUCGCUUUCCUCAACAAAAAAACAAAUAAAAAAUCCAGCUUGGAAUAAAAGAGGAAUCUUGAUAGCAGCUGUAUUUCAUUUAGUGGCAGCAGUGGAAGAAUACUCGGCCAAUAGUUAAAAAUUUGAAAGGUUAAAAGAUUUUACUGAAGUCGGCCAUAAGAGCCUGCUUUAAACUGGCAAAACCAGGCAAAAACGCAGCCAUCGAUGAAUCCCUUUGCGACGCUUUUCUUGAAGAAAAACAAAUAGACAAUUUAGUUUUGAAAAAUGGAAGAAGAACCUUGACAGCAGUCGCGAUCGGCACGUAGUCUGUCGGCGAACAAAUUUCUGAGAUGCUGAAUAAACGCAUGGAUUCACCUUUGAAACUUUUGACCAAGGGUGGGGCAGAGACUAGCUUGCUCUUGGAGCGUGUCCAAUAGCGUGAUCAAACAAAAAGCAUCAAGCCUAAGAAGUUUUUCGCAAAAUGUUGUCGUCAGUCGAGCACAAGAAACAUCAAUCUAAAUUUUGCACAAGAGCUUUGGUUGCCCCUAAAAUGGUUAAUUUUGCGCUAACCAAAACGCAAGGCACACGACUGUCAUUCCCUUCCCUACCCUACUGGGGUUUUUACCCCAAACCUCAGAGUCUGUGCGGACGGUCAUUCGGGCGUACGCUGAAGUCAUAACCAAAUUUUCUCGGAUCCAUAGGUUUCCAAUUUCCCUUAAUUAGCUAUGGGGCUUCGCGCACGCGGACGCUCUGCUGCGCUCUUAUUAACUUAUAGUAUGACUUAGCGUUUGCGCCGCUGCUAAAACUCUCUUAAAAAAAGCAAGGUAUAUACGCGCAGGCUCUUGAGGCUCCCGAUCGUCUUUCGUGGCCUCAAUAAAAACGACGCUCUCUAAAGCAAGAGAGCUCAAAAGAACCUUUUAUGUUAUCGUGGCUAAAGCCAUUAAAUUCUUGUUCACGGCUUUAACCCAUUUAUUCGUCUCUUUAAACAAAAUUGCUUUUUACGGGCUUUGGUUAGUAACUGUUAGAUAAGUAAAUAUAAGAUGAAGCUUAUUCUUUAUCUAAGAGUCAAAGCUGCUAAAAAAGCAAAGUCAUUUUACGAGGAUUUUGUCCCAAACAAAUUAAAUCCCCUUGCAGAUGUUCAUGCUACUUCUAAUACAAAGAAAUUAAUCAGUCGCAGCGUAAAUAGAGAACUUAAUGCAAAAAUAGCCUUGUCUUGUGAUUGGUCCAAUUCAGUUUUCUAAACCAAAUAUUCAAAUAAUUUCAUGAGCAGGGAAGGAUUAAUUAAAGGCUGAUUGAUCGAAUAUCGACUGAUCACAGAGAGGCCUUCACUAACACUUUCGUUUGGUAGAAGCCAAAGAUUAUACACUGUCCUCAUCUACAGCCUGGCGUGUAAGCUGCUUACAAGUCCUCUUUGCAUGAACGUCAUCUUUUUGUCAGACAAGCCUCUAUCGUCUUUUAAAGGUACUCUUGUAGAAGCAUUUCCUUGCGUUGUAAGUAGAACGUCAUCCUAAAGGAAGUCAAAUACCCCCUGUGGAAAAAAAAUGAUGAGCCACUUAAUCGAUUGGGGCUGCUCUCAGGUUGAAAUUGUUGGUUAUUAUUCUCAGAGGUCCUGUGUUAUUUGUUCGGAGGUCAGAAACAUCCUGUCUCAAGAAUCCGGGCUGAAGCACUGAAAACUCAGUCCUGUGGAAAAGAGGUAACCUGCAUUAUAUUUGGCAGGGUACUUUAUUUUAUGAGAGAAAUACUUGGCAUGCGUUAUUACAAUGUCGUCGUCGUCGCACUUGGCUCAUAGAAAAGAGCCAACACGUACAGACUCGUUCUCUUCUAUUUUACCCUAAGAUACCCGUAUUUUGAAGGGAAGCGAGAAAACUCAAACAAACUGUCAUUAAUUACUUUUGUAUUAUCUCUUUCUUUUUCUGCUUCGUCUUUUUACCUUCUUUUUAUUUCCUUUCCUUCCUUUUCGAUCUCCUAUGACGCUCGCGCGCUUCUCGCGAGUGAGAUCCUUACCGCCGCUACUCUUACGCUUCGCCAGACCGAUUUUGACAGAAAAUACCGACUUGUCAUGAUAUGUGUAGUCACUUUAGAUCACUUUUGAAAAUAUGUGUUGACUACCAUACGAAAUAUCAAGUUUAUAUAAAAAUGUGAAAGCUCAUAAUGUGACCGCUGUUUGUGCUUUAUUUCUGAUUAAACCACGAUAGCCCAAGAACAAAAGUCUUUAAAAUACCGACUAUUUUUUGCAGUCUAACCUAAUAGCCGAGCGCAUGGUACAGUGGGCUCAGUUAUGACCAUCGGUUUAUCAAAAAAAGGAAGGCUUGCACUCGAAGAAAAACCAGUUUGACAGGAGAGAACAAAACUGAUUAGUCUACUGAGUUUGGGCUGUGGCAGCCUCAAAGGCUAGACGUGAUUCAGGCAGAGCCUGCUUUUCUCUUCAUCGAUCGAGAAGACAAAAGGAAGCUCUUCUUGUAGCCUGCGCACGAUUAAGCGUUCAAAUUAAUGGAUAUGCUCUUUUCCUCCUCUACUUCCAACAGGUAUUCACGAGCAACAAGGAAAUACGGAAGACGAAAAGAGAAGGACAACAACAGAAUUCAAGAUGUAUACAACAUCCGAGUGUAUCGCCUGGCAUGCUGUAUCUGUAACGGAGUCAGUUAUCAUCGUAUCUGUCAACCUUCUUACAAUCAUUGUCUUUAUGAGGAACAAAAACCUUCGCAAAAGAAGCACGUGCUUGGUUAUAAACUUGACCGUAGUCGACAUGUUGGUUGGUGUACUUUUCGGGGUUCCUCAAUUCCCUUUUUUACCUUGUAACGUAUUUGUAGAUUACGUGGAAGCAAUUUUGACACAAGCUGUUCUUAUCUUUUUACUUCUCGCCUCCGUGACAAAUAUUGCUGUGAUCUCUUUAGAGCGGAUGCAUGCGACAUUUCGUCCAAUCAGGCAUCGCGUCAUCAAAAAAUGGGUCUACAGGGUAACAAUAGCUGGUGUCUGGGUUCUGGCUUUUAUUGUAAACUUGGGUCGUAUUUCGGUAACGUUCACAGCACCUGUGCUCUUGCCAGUAUAUUAUUGUAUGUGUCUAUUCGUUAUCUGUGUUUGUUACACUUGUAUCUCAAUCAAAUUUUUUUGUGGAGCGCAUCCCCAGCAUCAUGGUGGAGCCAAUAGACAAAGAAAGCUGACUGUGACGUUGCUCAUAAUGACUAUUGUAUCUUUAUUUAUGUUGCUACCAUUUUUUCUCGGUCUUUUCUUUUUUUUGACUCAAAAAAGGUCUGGUUUAUUUCGUUCUCCUUUGUAUAUGAGUGCCACGUUUGUUUUGUCCGGUGCAAAUUCUUUUGUAAAUCCCAUUCUAUAUACUUUAAGAAUUCCAGAGUUUAAAAAAGCUCUGAUCUCAUUAUUUAGACGUCAAAGAAAUGAAAAUGUUGUAAUCCCACUUCAACAUUAA